Molecule: messenger RNA, 3087 nt
Organism: Colossoma macropomum (tambaqui)
Lineage: Eukaryota; Metazoa; Chordata; Actinopteri; Characiformes; Serrasalmidae
Gene: clstn2a
Product: calsyntenin 2
Exons: 17
Coding region: 215-3046 (943 amino acids)
Biological process (GO): positive regulation of synapse assembly; homophilic cell-cell adhesion; positive regulation of synaptic transmission
Cellular component (GO): postsynaptic membrane; cell surface
Molecular function (GO): kinesin binding; calcium ion binding; X11-like protein binding
Source: RefSeq, a predicted model, not a curated record
CCCGCCUCAACCGUCCUCGCUCUGGGACUUCUCUCUCACACACACUUCACAGUUCGCCGUUUCACCUUCUGAGGAGACGCGUUCGAGAGAAGAGAGAGAGGAAAAAGGAGAGAAAAGGAGAGAAAAGGAGAGAGACUCCCUCUUUUUUUGAGCCACACACCGAGUGCUGUCAAACGAGGAGAAAGACCGGUCGUCGUGGUUCUCUCUCCUCCUCAUGAAGAUGCUCUCGAUAGCCGUGACGCUGGUCCUGGCGAUUUUCGGGCAGUGCGGCAUCCUGGCUGGAAAAGUGAACAAACACAAGCCAUGGAUUGAGACAUCCUACCAUGGAGUCAUCACCGAGAACAUGGACACUGUCCUGCUGGAUCCACCACUUGUAGCCUUGGACAAAGACGCUCCCGUCCCCUAUGCAGGAGAAAUCUGUGCGUUUAAGAUCCACGGGCAGGAGGCGCCGUUCGAGGCGGAGGUGCUGAACAGAACAUCGGGCGAAGGUGUGCUGAGGGCCCGGGGCCCCAUCGACUGCGAGCAACAAAAGGAGUACACCUUCAUUAUCCAGGCCUACGACUGCGGGGCCGGUCCCAAUGGAGCCGGUUGGAAAAAGAGCCACAAAGCGGUGGUUCAUGUCCAGGUGGACGACGUGAACGAGUUCUCGCCGGUGUUCAGGGAGCCGGUGUACCGGGCCACGGUGACGGAAGGGAAGAUUUACGACAGCAUCCUGCAGGUGGAGGCCUGGGACCAGGACUGUUCACCUCAGUACAGCCAAAUCUGCAACUACGAGAUCGUCACGCAGGACACGCCCUUCGCCAUCGACCGCAACGGGAACAUCCGCAACACGGAGCGCCUGAGCUACGACAAGCAGCAGCACUACAAGAUCAUGGUGACCGCGUAUGACUGCGGCCAGAAGAGAGCGACGGAGAGCGUGCCGGUCCACAUCGACGUCAAACCCGUGUGCAAGCCUGGCUGGCAGGGUUGGAAUAAGCGAGUCGACUAUGAGCCUGGGACAGGCAGCAAGCAGCUGUUUCCCAAGAUGCACCUGGAGACAUGUGAUGGCCCACUGUCGUCGGUGCGGGCUAUGGUGGAGCUGCAGACCAGCCACAUUGGGAAAGGCUGUGACCGAGAGACGUACUCAGAGAAAUCCCUGCAGAAACUCUGUGGUGCCGCUUCGGGCAGCACCGAUCUUCUCCCCGCCCCCAGUGCUUCCACCAAUUGGACAGCCUCCCUGCUGACGGACAGUGGGCGGGACAGUGACCUCAUCUUCCGGUUCGAUGGACGGCAGGCCGCCAACAUUCCAGAACGAGUGGUGCCUCAGAACCUUACGGACCAGUUCACUAUCGCAACCUGGAUGAAGCACGGCCCAAGCCCUGGACUGAGAGCCGAAAAGGAGACACUGCUGUGUAACUCUGACAAGACCGAGAUGAACAGGCAUCAUUACUCACUGUACGUUCACAACUGCCGGCUGGUCUUCCUGCUGCGGAGGGACUUCACGCAGAUGGACACAUUCAGGCCGGCUGAGUUCCACUGGAAGCUGGAGCAGAUUUGCGAUAAAGAGUGGCAUUACUACGUGAUCAAUGUGGAGUUUCCUGCCGUGACGCUCUUUGUUGAUGGAGUGACCUAUGAACCCUACCUCGUGACGGACGACUGGCCCAUUCACCCCUCUCAGAUUGACGUGCAGCUGACAGUUGGCGCUUGUUGGCAAGGAGGAGAGGUGACCACUCCGCGCUUCACACAGUACUUCCGGGGAAGCCUCUCAGGGCUGACCAUCCGUCCUGGAAAGAUCGAGACGCAGAAAGUCAUCUCGUGCCUGCAGGCCUGCAAGGAGGGCCUGGACAUCAACUCUCUGGAGAGCCUGGGCAAAGGCAUCAAGUUUCACUUCAACCCAGCUCAAUCUGUGCUGGUGAUGGAAGGAGAUGACUUGGAGAGCAUCAACACAGCGAUGGCAAAGGUUUCCUACAUUAACUCACGACAGUUCCCUACGCCAGGCCUGCGCAGACUCCGUGUAACCACUACUGUUCAAUGUUUUGGUGAGGACACGUGUAUCUCCAUCCCGGAUAUAAAAGCAGUGGUCAUGGUUCUGCCUCCCAGUGAGCCUCGGAUCACCAUUGCAGGUGUGGAGCGGGUGACGUGGCCCGCUGCCGAGUUACGGACCCCCACCGGAGUCACCCUGUUUAAAGACAUCCGCAUCAUCAGCACCGUCACCAAGAGUGACAAUGCUUUCAGCUCAGGCCACAGACCUGGCGUUUUGGAGGUAAUGCAUAACCUUGAUUACUGUGAUGUGCUCGUAAUUGGAGAGGAGUUGAAUCCAGAACAUGAGAGUUUGGAGAUUCACCACAGCUCACUUCUGGGCAAGCAUCUAGACGCCACCAACUCCACUUCUGGAAUCUCAAUCUAUGGUGUGGACUCCAUGGCACAUUACGAGCAGGCCAUCCGGCAGGUGAGGUACCGCAACUGGCGGCCGGCCGGCCUGUCGGAGAGAAAGUUCCGGCUCAGCUGCUCUGAACUCAACGGCCGCUACACCAGCAAUGAGUUUAACCUGGAGAUUGGAGUAGUGCACAGCUCAGAAGCCGUAGAGCAUGUCAAUCACAUGGCCGUUCAAUCCCAGUACAUGAGGCCCGUGCAUCAUCCGCUGGUGGUCCACACUGUCAACUCAGACCACAUCUCAGGCACACCCCCAGCAGCCACAGUAGUUAUAGUGAUGUGCAUCGCCGCCCUGGUGGUCAUUGUGGUCCUGGGCAUCUAUCGCAUUCACACCACCCACCAGGAGGGCACGAAAGGAGAUGAGGAUGGAGGGAAGGAGCCAGAAAUGGACUGGGACGACUCUACCCUCACCAUCACCGUCAAUCCUAUGGAGAACAUCGAUGCCCCUCAGAGCGCUGGCGAGAUCAGGGAGGAGGAGCUGGAGGAGGAAGACGAAGACGACGAGGACGAAGAGGAGCUGGCAGGGGAUCAGUCCAGCGCGGAGUCAGAGGACAGUGAGGAAGAGGAGCAGACGGAAGUGCUGGGCAAAGCAAAGGCCAAGCUGGAGUGGGACCCCUCUACGUUACCUUAUUAACACCCCUCCACAUCUCACACACGCACACACACAGGAUACAC